Molecule: messenger RNA, 2382 nt
Organism: Mercurialis annua (annual mercury)
Lineage: Eukaryota; Viridiplantae; Streptophyta; Magnoliopsida; Malpighiales; Euphorbiaceae
Exons: 5
Coding region: 90-2063 (657 amino acids)
Source: RefSeq, a predicted model, not a curated record
CCUGUGUGUCUGUUUGUUGUGAAGUGAGGCAGCAUCACACUAACAAAAAAAACACAAGAGGCAUAUCCUGGCAGCAAGCAUCAGUAUCAAUGCUACGUUCUUUCCGGUCCCGUCGGCGUCCACGUUACGGAGUACAUCUCUGCGCACUCAUUUCAGCUCUCCUCCUCCUCCUCUCCGUCUCUCUCCUCCACACUCGCCUCUCUUCUUCUUCCUCUCCCCACCACCGCCACCGCCUUCCUCACUCUCAAAACAAUAAUGCCGAUUCAACAACCACCACCCUCCUCUCCGACUCCGACGACGCCAAUAAUAACAACAGCAGCUCAACAGCUGACAAUAUUGACGAGCUCGACACUUUCCAAGAUCAAAACGACACCAUAUUUCCCGGCUUUAGAACCGAUGAAGAAGAUGAAACCCAACUCAUGAAAAAUCCAGUUUCUGCUUCUGGGUAUUAUGUGGAUCACAUUACUGGAUCAAUUCGUAGAGGUUUUAGUACUAAAAGAUCAAUUGACGAGUGGGAUUCUAAUGACUAUAAUUCAUUGGGUUUUGCAGAGGAUCUUGAGAAGAGUAGUGGUAGGGCUGCGUUUGGGAGUGAUGAUAUUCCUGUUGAUGAAGAUGUGAGGAGGAAAAUGAGUGAAGUUGAUGGGAUUGAAGAUGCAUUGUUGCUCAAAAUCGGGGGGAGUAGAAAGGUUUCGCCUCUACGACAAGGGUGGGGUGAUUGGUUUGAUAAGAAAGCUGAUUUCUUGAGGAGGGAUAGGAUGUUUAAGUCUAAUUUCGAGGUUUUGAAUCCCUUAAAUAAUCCUCUUUUGCAAGACCCUGAUGCUGUUGGGGUUACUGGAUUGACCAGAGGUGAUAAAGCAAUGCAGAAAUGGCUCUUCAAUGAGUUUAAGAAGCACCCGUUUAUUGCGAAGAAGCCUUCCAGGGAUUUAAGGAUGACCCGUGGGGAUGCCGCUAAGAUUGCCGAAAGACGGAUUUUUGAUGACAAAGUCAGUACUGAAUCAUAUGGUAAGAGAGGAAGUAAUGGUGAUGAAAAUGAGGGUGCAAAGAGUAAUGUAGCUCAAGAAUUGAAACAAGUGGGUGGUUUAGAAGAUGGGGAGGCUAAAGUUAAACAAAGGAAGCCUGAGGAGUUGAAUUAUAUAUAUGCGGAUGGAAAACGAUGGGGUUACUUUCCUCGUUUGCAUCCUCAUUUGUCGUUCUCGGAUUUUGUGGAUUCGUUUUUCAGGAAGGGGAAGUGUGAAUUGAGGGUAUUCAUGGUGUGGAACUCACCGCCUUGGAUGUAUACGGUUAGGCACCAGAGGGGGCUUGAGAGUCUGCUGUUUCACCAUAGAGAUGCUUGUGUUAUUGUUCUGUCUGAGACAAUUGAGCUGGAUUUUUUUGCAGGAAGCUUUGUGAAAGAUGGUUACAAAGUUGCUGUUGCCAUGCCCAAUCUUGAUGAAUUGCUAAAGGACACACCGGCCAGUGUAUUUGCUGAUGUUUGGUCAGAGUGGAGAAAAACUAAAUUUUACGCCACACACUAUAGCGAGCUUGUUCGGCUUGCUGCUAUCUACAAAUAUGGUGGCAUUUAUCUUGAUUCUGACAUAAUAGUUCUGAAUCCAUUAUCUUCACUUAAUAAUGCUGUUGGUCUGGAGGGCCAGACUGCUGGAGGUUCUUUGAAUGGGGCUGUGAUGGCAUUUAAAAAGAAUAGUCCAUUCUUAAUGGAAUGCUUGAAGGAGUUCUAUAUGACAUAUGAUGAUACCCGUUUGAGAUGGAACGGAGCUGAACUUUUGACAAGAGUUGCACACAAAUUCUUGAGUAAAAAGGAUAAAUCCUUGAGGCAGCUUGAAUUGAAUUUGCAACCUUCUUACAAAUUCUUCCCAAUUAGUUCACAGGAUAUUACAAGUUACUUCACCACACCGGCAACAGAGGAUGAAAAGGCUGAACAAGAUGCGUUGUUCAGUAAGAUUUUGAGCGAGUCGCUGACAUUACAUUUCUGGAGCAGCUCGACGUCCGCUCUCAUUCCAGAGCCAGGCAGCCUCGUGGCACGGCUUCUGAACCACCCAUGUAUCCACUGCUCUGAUAUAUUGUGAUUCUCCUGCAUUUUGUAUAAACUUCGUCAAGCGAGGGAAUCCAGAUUUAUGAAAUGCUACUGGCGAUCCCAAAGAUAUGCGGUGCAUAGUUUAGCUUUUAUAGAGAGGUUUAAGUUUAAUGGUCAAAUUAGGAAGAACAUAUCAUAUGUACAGUCUAAUCUUCUGCUGUCUAAUUUAUGGUGAAAGUCAAUUUUGUAAGCAAACUGUAAAACUUCUACAACUUGGUUCCUAAAGUGGCUGUAAAGGAUGAGUUCACUUUAUACAUGGUGGUUAAGAAAUAUACAAUUUUCUGAAUUAAUGAAUUUAGAAUUUCUAUAAA